AGAUAAAAGGGAAUAAUGUAUAGUUAUGUAUGAAACUCGAGAAAAAGUGGUAGGUGUGUGUUUUACUAUCUACUCAAAAAAUAAUGUACUAAACAAUUGGAAUUGUGAACAAAAUAAUGUACAAAAGAACAUAAUGUGUUGAAUAUCGUCUUCUCCUUCUCAGCAACUUGUUGGCUUUGACUUGGGAAAUAAAAAAAUUACUUGGGUCUCCAAAUUUAGCUUCAAAAAGUGUUCCAAAAAACUGCUGAAUCAAAUGAGUAACAAGGAAAAGCUCCUGAAAGAUGAGAAAUCCUCUUCAAGAUCCAAAAGGAAACUGCAAUUGAUUGUAUGUCUGUUAGCUCUCUUCAUUCCCAUAAUCGUUGCUGUUAUUUGUGCUUCAAUAAUACUUAAACAACAAACAGAGUCCAACUCAUUGUCGUUUUUCCCAACAAACGCUAUUACAUCAGUCUGUGAUCUCAUCAGCGGAGAUCCAGACUCAUGCUUCGACUCCAUUGCUACACUUCACUCUGCCCAAAUCCCGUCUCGACAUGAAAUUAACCCAUCUCAGAUCUUCAUUCUUUCACUUUAUGCUUCACGAAUCGAGCUUGAGAAUGUCGUUACUUCAAUUGAAAAGUCAAUCUCAGAGGUAGCCAUGAUUAAACUUGAGAGUGUUGGGGUAUUGAGGAAUUGCCAAGGAAUGAUUGAAUUCUCUCUGAAGAAACUUAAUGAAUCGGAAAUGAGUUUGGGUAUUGACCCAGCUGAGAAAACAUUGGCGAUUAAUAAAGUUGUUUGGGAUUUACAGCUGUGGAUUGGUGAGGCCAUGGGUAACGUACAGGGAUGCUAUGAUUUGUUGGAGAAGAUUCCGUCGACGACGGUUAGGGCGGAAAUAAGAAGGAAAAGCUAUGAAGCUCUUCAAAAGAUGAAGAAUAGCAGAGGAAUAUUGCAAAAUAUGGAUGAGAUUUUGGACCUGUUUUAUCCCAGAAUAGGAACAGCAUUAGUCUCUCUUGCUUGGGAAUAUGACUAUGGGCGAACUGUUUGGCUCUUUUGCUUUGAGUAUUUGCUUUUGAUUUUCCUUUUUUGCCUGCUGUUACGCAUAUAUUGAUUUCCAUUUUGUUAUGUAUUUUGGGUUGUACAAUAGUUACAUGGUGCCCAAAUUCAAAUAUUGUGUGUCUGCAUUUUAUUUUUUAAUGAAGUCCAGCUUAAAAUCUGUAAGA
Messenger RNA from Solanum lycopersicum (tomato), 1193 nucleotides. NCBI's taxonomy places the organism in Eukaryota, Viridiplantae, Streptophyta, Magnoliopsida, Solanales, Solanaceae. The record is from RefSeq and is a predicted model, not a curated record.